This is a messenger RNA of Solanum tuberosum (potato), 3705 nucleotides long. Its product is annotated as probable LRR receptor-like serine/threonine-protein kinase At2g24230. The record is from RefSeq and is a predicted model, not a curated record. NCBI's taxonomy places the organism in Eukaryota, Viridiplantae, Streptophyta, Magnoliopsida, Solanales, Solanaceae. The coding region runs from base 902 to 3469 and encodes 855 amino acids. Gene Ontology annotation, biological process: protein phosphorylation. The transcript has a single exon. Gene Ontology annotation, molecular function: ATP binding; protein binding; protein kinase activity.
UAAUACUUAAGACUCAAGAGGAUCAUAAGUAUGUAUUACCACUUGCUAUGAAGUAAAAUGAUGAUAUGAAUGAAUGAACAUAAUGCAGAAUCAUUGAAUUCUCAUCCAACACCUUUACUCCAAAACUUCACCAACCCAAAAAUUUCUCAUUUAUGAACCCCCAAAUAUUUGACCAUAACACAUAAACACUGUCAAUUUUUACCAUAAAGUUUCUUGAUUUUUACUAGCUUCAUUAGGCUCUCCUGGUUGUGUUUUUUUUCAUUUUUUAUGAUAAAAAAUUUGAACUUUCUUUUGUCUAGUUGAAAACACAGAGACAAAGCAUUUAUGUUUUGGUGUUGUUUUCUUUGUUGGCUUUUUCAUGCAGAGGUCAGACAAGGUAAGUUCACAUUAUUCAUUCUUUCUUCCAGAAACCCCAAAAAUCUUAGUUGUCCUCUGAAAUUCCAUUAUCUUCUGAGCUGCUGUUUUUCAUUUUUCUAAAGAAAGAUUGGAUUUUUAUGCAUUUUGAGCCAAUUGUGUAUACUUCUUGAACUUUUGGCUUUGUGGGGUUCUGCUGAAAGUGUUUGUUUUGCUGAUUCUUGGAAAGUAGAACAACUUUUAUGUGUCAAAAAUGGUGUUAAAGUUCUGAAAAAAGGGAGGUUUUUGGAGGGAUUUUUUUUUGCUUCUUUCUUUUUCUCUCUUGAGUUUUACAGUUGAAGUCUUAUCUUUCUCAUUUUCUCACAAGAAAGAUUUGAUUUUUAUGCUUUCUUAGUCAAUAGUGUACUCUUCUUGAACUUUUGGCUUUGUGGGGUUGUGGUAAAAAUGGUGUUGGAGUUCUGAAAAAGGGAGAUUUUUGGAGUUGUUUGGAGGGUUUUGCUUCUUUCUUUUACACUCUUGAGUUUUAUAGUUGAAGCCUUAUCUACAAAUGGGAAUAGGCAUUCUUGGUUCUUUUCUGCUUUUGACUGUGUUCUUUAGGCCUUUGCUUUGCCAACAGCCAAACACUGAUGGAUUUUUUGUGUCUGAUUUUCUUCAAAAGAUGGGGGUUGCUAAAGUUCACAACUUUUCAGCUCACUUUUGUUCUUGGAAAGGGGUGGGAUGUGAUUCCAAGGAUGAAAAUGUUGUUAAUUUGACAGCUAAAAGUUUUGGUUUAUCUGGUGUGAUUCCUGAUAACACCAUUGGUAAACUCACAAAGCUGAAGUAUUUGGAUCUGAGCAACAAUAAACUCACUGGUUUGCCUUCUGAUAUAUGGAGUUUAGGUUCACUAAAGUACCUUAACCUCUCACAUAACCAUAUCUCUGGUGACCUUUCAAGUAACAUAGGCAAUUUUGGUGGUCUUGAAAUCAUGGACUUUUCUGUCAACAAUUUCUCUGGGAAAAUCCCAGAUGCCAUUAGCUCCCUUUCAAGUUUGCAUUCUCUUAAUCUUAGUAAGAACUUGUUUGAUUCAGAAAUCCCUUCUGGAAUUUUGGGCUGUCAUUCUUUGGAAUCCCUUGAUCUUUCAGAAAACAGACUCACUGGUUUUCCUAAUGAUUUUGGUUCUACAUUUCACAAGCUCAAGUUCUUGAAUCUUGCAGAAAAUGAGAUUCUUGGUAAAGAUUCAGAUUUUUCAAGAAUGGGUUCAAUCACUCAUAUCAAUAUUUCAGGCAAUCUGUUUAAGGGUUCUGUUGUUGGUCUUUUUGAGGGGCCAUUGGAAGUGAUUGAUUUGAGUAGAAACCAGUUUGAUGGUCACAUUUCUCAGGUAAACUUCAGUUCCAGCUUCAAUUGGUCUCAUUUGGUUUAUCUUGAUUUAUCUGAGAAUCACCUUAGUGGAGGGAUCAUUAGAGAAUUAAAGAAUGCUCGAAAUCUUCUAUACCUUAAUCUUGCAGAUAAUAGAUUUUCACAUCAAGAAUUUCCACAAACUGAUAUGUUAUCUAGCUUAGAGUAUCUGAAUUUGUCUGGAACUAGUUUGAUUGGCCAAAUUCCUCAAGAGCUCUCGUCGUUGAGUCGCUUGAAAAUCCUUGAUAUAUCCAAAAACCAUCUUAGUAAACGCAUUCCUCCGCUGAGCAAUAGAAAUCUCCUGGUUCUUGAUGUUUCAUACAACAAUUUGACUGGUGAUAUCCCAUUGCCACUUGUAGAGAUACUUCCAAGGAUGGAAAGGUUCAAUUUUUCUUACAACAAUCUAACUCUUUGUGCUACUGAAUUCUCCCCUAAAACACUCCUUUCGGCGUUUAUCGGGUCAUCAAAUGGAUGUCCUAUUGCUGCCAACCCAGCUCUCUUCCACAAGAAAGCUCCGAAACACAGAGGACUUAAACUUGCUUUGGCAUUAACUUUCUCUAUGGUUUUUCUGCUUCUUGGUUUACUGUUCUUGGCAUUUGGUUGUCGAAGGAAAACCACGAUAUGGGCGGUUAAACAGAACUCUUACAAGGAAGAACAGACUAUUUCUGGUCCUUUUUCAUUCCAGACUGAUUCAACAACUUGGGUUGCUGAUGUUAAGCAAGCAAACUCAGUGCCUGUUGUGAUUUUCGAGAAGCCACUGUUGAAUUUCACAUUUGCAGAUCUCUUAUCUGCAACUUCUAAUUUCGAUCGAGGCACAUUGUUAGCUGAAGGGAGGUUUGGUCCUGUUUAUAGAGGCUUUUUACCAGGUGGCAUUCAUGUGGCAGUGAAAGUUCUUGUUCAUGGUUCCACUAUGACAGACCAUGAAGCUGCAAGAGAGCUCGAGUAUCUUGGCCGGAUAAAACAUCCUAAUCUUGUUCCAUUGACAGGAUACUGCUUGGCUGGUGAGCAAAGAAUUGCCAUUUAUGAUUACAUGGAGAACGGGAAUUUGCAGAACUUGCUUCAUGACUUGCCACUCGGGGUUCGAACUACUACUGAAGACUGGAGCACGGACACGUGGGAAGAGGAGGAUGAUAAUAACAGUAUUCAGAAUGUUGGUUCUGAAGGAUUGUUAACCACUUGGAGAUUUAGGCACAAAAUCGCGCUUGGCACUGCUAGAGCACUUGCAUUUCUACACCAUGGUUGUUCACCUCCCAUUAUACAUAGAGAUGUCAAAGCCAGCAGUGUUUAUCUUGAUAUGAACUUGGAGCCUAGACUAUCCGAUUUCGGAUUGGCCAAAAUCUUUGGCACGGGACCCGAGGAUGAGAUCACUCGCGGUUCACCUGGAUACAUUCCCCCAGAAUUUCUUCAUCCAGAGAGCAGCUCACCUAAAUAUCCUACACCAAAGUCAGAUGUGUAUGGAUUUGGAGUCAUCCUUUUCGAGCUAAUUACCGGGAAAAAACCAGUUGAAGAUGAUUAUCCACAACACAAUGAUGCGAAUUUGGUUGGUUGGGUUAGAGGAUUAGUAAGGAACAACGAGGGAUCAAGAGUUAUCGAUCCAAAAAUUCGUGGAACUGCAUCACAGACACAAAUACUAGAAGCCUUGAAAAUCGGUUAUCUAUGCACAGCUGAAGUUCCCGCGAAACGACCAAGUAUGCAUCAAGUAGUUGGACUGCUUAAGGAUAUUGAGCCUACACAACAAUGAAAAUGAGAGGACACAAAGGCAUUGGCAACAAUGCAAUUUUCACCUCUUGUGUUUUUUGGUAUUUUGAGUUCUCAUUUGUGUUGUUACCUAACACAAGGGGAAUUGUACAGUAGUCCAAUAUUUUUGUUUGCUGCUUUAUGCAAUGUUUUCUCAUUUUCCACUGGAAAAGUUUUUCAAUUUGUAGUACAAAAUAGGCUUUUUGCUUGACCCUUGAUGAAGAACAAAUUUUCCACUCA